AUGCGUUCUUCGAAUGUGCUCGUAUGUUAUGUAGACAAUGCUAUUAGACAUUGGUCAAUGUCAGUAAAGGCCCCUAGGGCUUAUAUAGGUGCGUGUGGGGAAACUUUGAGCUUGCUCGAAGACCUCAAAAAAGACCACAAGGCAACCUUGAGAUCAGAGGAUAUCAGUCGCCUGAGUUUUUCUCAUACCAUAGAUCUGGUUAUUAUUCGAUUAGUAGAAGGAAGUCAUGAGAACAUCGCUGCAGGCAGGAUGUAUGAAGAGACUUUUGAAUUAGUUAAUGUAUACUAUAAGAAGAGAAAAAAGUAUUAUUUUUGUCUGGCAAGGUCUGUGCAUCCAAUUUUCCCUCCCACAGCAGGAAAUCAUUUUCAAAAGACCUUUAACCAUCAGACAAAGAAAAGGCUUCGUUUGGAAGUUCUCUGGACUACUACGGAGCCAAAAUUAACUACUGGUGCUUAUACGUUUUUUCUUAUUUAUGUUACAAAUAUUAGAGCAAAGUCGACAUUCAACAUAUUUUUCAAUAACCAUGCAGCCGCCUUGCCCAAGAGGAAUGUGAGCUAUAGAGUUCAAAAGAAAAAGAAGUGA
Phycomyces blakesleeanus NRRL 1555(-) is the source of this 582-nucleotide messenger RNA. RefSeq lists its product as hypothetical. The record is from RefSeq and is a predicted model, not a curated record. Bases 1 to 582 code for a protein of 193 amino acids. NCBI's taxonomy places the organism in Eukaryota, Fungi, Mucoromycota, Mucoromycetes, Mucorales, Phycomycetaceae. The transcript has 7 exons.